This is a messenger RNA of Mycosarcoma maydis (corn smut), 1827 nucleotides long. RefSeq lists its product as uncharacterized. The record is from RefSeq and is a predicted model, not a curated record. The transcript has a single exon. Gene Ontology annotation, cellular component: nucleolus; nuclear periphery; preribosome, large subunit precursor. Gene Ontology annotation, biological process: ribosomal large subunit biogenesis; rRNA processing. The coding region runs from base 1 to 1827 and encodes 608 amino acids. Lineage: Eukaryota; Fungi; Basidiomycota; Ustilaginomycetes; Ustilaginales.
AUGGCGGCAACACCGAAAUCGACGAAAAAGAACGCAACUGCCAACGGCAGCAGCAGCAGUACUCCUGCUGCGUCUCCAGUAUCAACGCCAAAUCGCAUGACCAGAGCACAGGCUCGCGCCACCGGCACCAAGAUCAAGACUCCCUCACCUUUGAAGAAGGGAAACAGCAUUUCGACUCCAAAAGCUUCCGCCAAAAAAGCUGCGCCUGCGCCUGCUACUUCCGUCCAGGCUGAAGAGAAAGAGACCACUUCGCCAUCCGAUUCUCCCUCCAAAUCAAGGACUCCAAAGAAAACUUCCACACCGAGCAAGGCCAGUCCCACAUCGUCCAAGAAGAGCUCUUCGUCAGCGAAGCGCGAAGCUGAUUCUCCCACCAAGCUACCCGCUAGCCAUGCAAAGCUGACGCGAAAACCCACUUCGGCUUUGGCUACUGCUCAACCUAUUGUCGCAGAAUAUUCCGAGGAGGAAGCAGAGGAGGAUGUAGCAGAGGACGAAGAAGACGACGACGAGUCGGAUCUAGAAGAGGGACAGGAUGUGUCUGAGAAGGGCAUGCAGCGACUGAUGGCUGCGCUUGGCGAUGACGGGCUCGAUGAGGUAGACAUGGCUGCGCUAGAUGAGCUCGCUGGCGAAGAGGAAGAGGAUGACGAUGACGAUGACGAUGAAGACGACGAAGACGAGGAGAACAAAAACGAUAGCGAUGAGGCGUUGGAACACGACGACGACGACGACGACAACGAGGAAAGUGAUUCUGAGGAGCUUGCAGCAGAGCAGGAGGAUGAAAUUCCUCGCGUUGUCCCCAAUGCCAACGGAGACACUCUGGCCGCGUCGAUCGCACGAAGCGGUCUUGUCCCCGUCGAAGCAUCUGACGACGACGAGGAAGACGACGAGGAAGACGAGGAAAACGAGCAAGAAGAUGAGGAUGAAGAACCCAUCGCGUACGAAGACCUUCCCGACGACGUUGAACUCUCUGAGCAAGCCAAAGCAUCACGCGUUCAACGCAUCAAGAUCAACAACGAGUCUGCUCUGCGUCGCAUCUACGAAGACAUCCGACUCGACUCUCCUUCGUCGUCGUCCAAGCUUGCGUGGAUCGAAACUAUGCGCAUCACCUACCCGAUCUCGGUCUCAUCCCAAGUUACUGACGCGGAAAAUGACCUGGAGCGUGAACUUGCCUUCUACAAGCAAGCGCUGCACGCCGCUGUGGAAGGCAAGAAACUCAUUCAAGCCUCUGGAACGCCUUUUACGCGUCCGGCCGACUACUUUGCUGAAAUGGUCAAGACUGACGAGCACAUGGAACGCAUCCGUCAGAAGCUGCUCGAUGAAUCGGCUGCGAUCAAGGCAAGUGAAGCCGCCAAGAAGCAACGCGAGCUCAAGAAGUUUGGCAAGAAAGUGCAGGUGGAAAAGCUUCAGGAACGAAUCCGAAACAAGAAGGAGCUCAACGCACGUAUCCAGGGACUCAAACGCAAACACGGUGACAUCGAGGGCGAAGAUGGUGGUGCGGAUGAAUUCGAUGUUCGUUUGCAAGAAGCGAUUGGUGGUGGCGAUGCAGAGAGGUCUGCUAAGAAGCCAGCUCUCGGUAAGGCAGGUCGAGCCGCAUCCGGCAAAUCCAAGAUGCCCAGGUCCGCGCGUGAUGCAAAGUACGGGUUUGGUGGCAAGAAAAAGUAUUCCAAGAGCAACACCGCCGAGUCCACCAACGACUUUACAGUCGGUCCCGAGAGAGGCGCAAGGGGUAGCAAGGUCAAAGUCCCCAGUGGCAAGGCAGGCUUCCGGCCCAAGCAGAAGAGUGGCGCUGCCAAAAGGCCCGGUAAGGCCCGACGUGCAGGAGCCAAGUAA